This is a messenger RNA of Fraxinus pennsylvanica, 900 nucleotides long. The record is from the annotation of a GenBank genome assembly. Lineage: Eukaryota; Viridiplantae; Streptophyta; Magnoliopsida; Lamiales; Oleaceae.
AUGAAGUCAGCACAUGAGGCCGCCAACCAAGAACUUGCCGAGCGGAAUGAGGCCUUGGGGGAGAAGAGGCCAAUGCUGGAGAUGUUGGUUUGGAACACGAAACAGAUACUUAAAUCGACAACUACUGGCUCUUUGAUUACUUUCUUGGCCUACUGCAAGUCUUCAAUAGCUGCUUCAGUAUAUCCACUAGAGGCAUCAGCAGUGGGCCUUUUUGACAACACAUUACCAUCCAAAGAGGUCCUUGAUAUAUGGAGAAAUGCCGAUGCUGUAUGCUUUGAUGUGGACAGUACAGUGUGCCUGGAUGAGGGCAUUGAUGAACUUGCAGAGUAUUGUGAAGCUGGAAAGGCAGUUGCUGAGUGGACUGCUAGGGCAAUGAGUGGCUCGAUUCCUUUUGAGGAAGCUUUGGCUGCCAGAUUAUCUCUUUUCAAACCUUCGCUCUCCCAGGUGCAAGAUUUCCUUGAGAAGAGGCCCCCAAGAAUUUCUCCGGGAAUUGAUACGUUGGUUAAGAAGCUGAAGGACAAGAAUACGGAUGUGUAUCUGAUCUCCGGAGGCUUUCGUCAAAUGAUAAAUCCUGUGGCAUCAAUCCUUGGUAUACCACUCGAAAACAUAUAUGCCAAUCAACUUUUAUUUGGAAGCUCCGGAGAGUUCUUGGGAUUCGAUACUAAGGAGCCAACCUCAAGAAGCGGAGGGAAAGCAACCGCGGUUCAACUGAUAAGGAAGGCUCAAGAAUACAAGUAUAUGGUCAUGAUUGGAGAUGGUGCAACUGAUCUUGAGGCUCGUCAGCCGGGUGGUUCUGACUUGUUUAUAUGCUACGGGGGAGUUCAACUCCGGGAGAGUGUUGCAGCUAAAGCUGAUUGGCUGGUGUUCAAUUUUAAGGACUUGAUCAAUUCGUUGGACUAG